This is a messenger RNA of Gongylonema pulchrum, 453 nucleotides long. NCBI's taxonomy places the organism in Eukaryota, Metazoa, Nematoda, Chromadorea, Rhabditida, Gongylonematidae. The record is from the annotation of a GenBank genome assembly.
GAUGUUGCUGUUGAAGCAUCAAUCGCUGAUACAGGCGAGCAAGCAUCCGCAAUUGCAUGGGAUGUCGCGUUGGGAAAUUGGCAAAAGGCUGCCAGGGAAGCCAGAGAUCUUGCGAAGCACUUCGGCAGCCAAGAUGUUGACUCGGAAGAAAUGAAACUGAAGGCUUACGAGCAAUACCUGCAUGUGAAGCACAUGCUGCAAAAUGCCUACAACGAAGCCUUGCGAGCAGAACCUGGAGGCGACGAGAAAAAAGAGCUUGGGGAAGCGAAGGAAAAGCUACACAAAUCGUACGACGAAGCGAGCAGCGCACUGGACGCAGCCGCUACAGCUGCAAAGAUUAUAAUUAAGAAACUUCUGAAAUCAGGAUCCGAAUAUGGUUCGCUUCACGUUUCAUUAAUCAAAAUUGAAAGAAUAAUAAGGGAUGCUAUGGAAAGAGAAAGUGGCGUAAUUUAA